Messenger RNA from Polistes dominula (European paper wasp), 1324 nucleotides. RefSeq names its product ras-related and estrogen-regulated growth inhibitor. Gene Ontology annotation, molecular function: GTP binding; GTPase activity. The record is from RefSeq and is a predicted model, not a curated record. Lineage: Eukaryota; Metazoa; Arthropoda; Insecta; Hymenoptera; Vespidae.
AGGAAGGAAGGAAGGAAGGAAGGAAGGAAGGAAAGUGGGGAGAGAGGAGGACGAGGACGAGGACGGACCUUUCGCGCGCGAGCAAGUGGGUCAGUGUCCUGGCCGAUUGCGAGGAAAGAAGACGAGGAGAGAAGAAUUAUUUUUCCUAAUUUUUCUUCUCCCUCCGUCUCUCUCUCUCUCUCUCUCUCUUUCUCUUACUCACUCUUUUAAGAGAUGAGACUAUUCGAUCAUUUUUUAUUAUACGUCAAAAUAACAAAGUUCCGGUGAAAAAAGCAAGUUCAACGAAUUUUUCAUUCUCGUUUCGAGUUGGUUUUAUUUUUUGGGGGAUUAUUUUCGUUACGUUCAGUUAAGUUUAGUUCAGUUGAGUGAGGAAAAGAAUUCGUGUUUAUUCCACGCUGGAUGAUGUGCCGUAAAAGAGAAUCAAGCAACGACACGUAACGACACACCAAGUUUGUCCCAUGACAAACGUCAAUAGGAUCAGGGUGGUCGUCCUCGGCGGCCCCAGAGUCGGCAAGUCCGCCGUGGUCGUCCGAUAUUUAACGAGGCGAUACAUCGGCGAGUACAGUUCGACAAGCGAUUUCCUUUACCGGCACAGUGUUACCAUCGAUAACGUUACUACCGAGGUUGAGAUAUUGGACACUUCCAGGUGCGAGGAGAACGGGUGUCUGUAUUCUCACAUAAGAUGGGGCGAAGCAUUCGUCGUAGUUUACAGCGUUACAUGUAAACGAAGUUUUCAAGAAGCAAGAGGAUUAUUAAAACAACUCGCGGAUUUACGUUUGCCAUCCUACUUUACUGCCCUCUUGCUAGGUAAUAAGAGAGAUCUUGACCAUGCACGAGAAGUAUGCGUGGACGAGGGACAACAACUGUCAUUGGCACACGGAUGUCAAUUUUAUGAGGUCAGUGCUGCCGAAAGUCCAGCAGGUGCUGCAUUAGCAUUUCAAGCACUUUUAAGAGAAGCAAGAUCGGUUCAACUGUUACGUGCAUUACCGAUACGUAGAAAACUCGGUGUACAUUCUGUAUCAAGGGUCCUUGGUACGAUAUUUGGCAAAAACACAACUAAGGAUCGUAAAAAGAGGCCAUCAUUGAGUAUAUGACGCCUUCUAUGCGCCCUCCUCCUAGGAGGUCGCGACGAACCCGGUAGAAGAACCGACGUCGUUGUCCUCAGUAGCAACGUUUAUGCGAAUCGUUGAUCGUUCUUCUUAUUUCAUUUUCUAUAUAAUUAUAUAUAUGUGUGUAUGUAUUACUAUGAACGUUUCAAAUUGGAUAUUGUUAAGGUUCACACAUGAUUUUAUGUGUUUGUUUUAACACUUACCAAAUAUUUUCA